AUGUUGUUAAUCUCUAAAAAACUCAAAAAAGUAAGGAGACACAGAACUACUACAACUACUACUACUGAAUCAGAAGCUUCUGCUUCACAAGAAGAAGACAAUGAUCCUAUUUCUAUGUUAGAGAGUGAUGAAGCUGCUCUUGAAAAGGAGAAGGAGGAAAAAGAAAUGAAGCAAAUGGAUGAAAAGGAGGAACUAAUGAAGGAUGAGCCAGAAAAGGUUCCAGACAAUGAGGUUGUCAUUAGAGAUCCUUGCCUCAAAAAGCAUUGUGGUGCUGGUCAGAUAUGUGACAUUAAUGAAGAGGGUGAAGCACAAUGUGUUUGCAUUCCUAGUUGCCCAAAUGAAAGUGAUCCUCGCCGUAAAGUCUGUUCCAAUCACAAUGAAACAUGGGGAUCUGAUUGCGAAGUAUAUCAAAUGCGGUGCUGGUGUAACCACGGAUUGGAAAGUUGUAAGGGAGACCAAUACAAACAUGUUCACAUUGAGUACUAUGGCUUGUGUCGUGAUAUGCCAACGUGUACCACUGAUGAAAUGGCUGAUUUUCCACGCAGAAUGCGUGAUUGGCUUUUUAACAUUAUGCGUGAUUUGGCUGACCGCCAAGAACUCAGCCCUCAUUAUUUGAAGAUGGAAAGAGAAGCUGAAACUAACUUGACUCGUCGUUGGGCUAAUGCUGCAGUAUGGAAAUGGUGUGAUCUAGAUGGCCACCCACAUGACAGAUCCGUCUCUCGUCAUGAACUGUUCCCUAUUCGUGCACCACUUAUGGCUUUGGAGCAUUGCAUUGCUCCUUUCCUUGAUUCCUGUGAUGUAGAUGAUAAUCACAGAAUCACUCUGAGAGAGUGGGGAACAUGUCUUGAAUUAGAUGUGGCUGGUGGAAAAGCGGGCAAAGACUCCGGGAAGGCAAAGGCGAAGGCUGUCUCACGAUCGGCAAGGGCAGGUCUACAGUUUCCUGUUGGAAGAAUACAUCGACAUCUGAAGAACAGAACGACAAGCCAUGGACGUGUUGGAGCAACGGCAGCUGUGUACAGUGCCGCAAUUCUGGAAUAUUUAACCGCCGAGGUUUUGGAAUUGGCUGGAAAUGCUUCAAAAGACUUAAAGGUGAAACGUAUUACUCCUCGCCAUUUGCAAUUGGCUAUCAGAGGAGAUGAAGAAUUGGACAGUUUGAUUAAGGCCACUAUUGCUGGAGGAGGUGUCAUCCCUCACAUCCACAAAUCUCUCAUUGGAAAGAAGGGAUCACAGAAGCCAGCAUAAUGUAGGCAGUCUGCUGUGUGUGAAGUUCCAGAAGACUUUUGAGACUUGUUGCAUAUAAAUUUCCAGUUUCUAAAUGAGAACAAUGUGUGUUUGCAAAGUUAAUUUGAAAGUUGACCGUGCGAUUGAUAGAUUGAGAGCACUAAGAUAUUAUGGGGGUGUUUAGAGAGUAUGUUGCAUAUAGAUUGUUUUUUAUGAAUUUUGCCACUUUUAGGAAUGGGCAAAAUAUUCUUACCAAUUGUAUGUCUCAGCCUACAAGUUAAUGUCUAUGAUGUUACAUUGUAGUUGUGAUCUUUCAUUCUAUUGUGUAUCAAAAGUAUAUCCUGUUCGAUUAUAGUGAAUAUGAACACAAUAUUGUUGGAUAUUUUUGGAUAGAUAGAUAUUUUGACCUGACUAUAGAAGUGAACGUGUGAGUGUAAAGAUCGAAAUGUUUGCUGGUUUAGUGCUCUCAUAUUCUGUCUGUGAAAUGAAAGGCUUGUUCUUCAUUAAGUUUAUAUUGUGAAGAUGAACAAAAUGAAUUUUCAGUAAUCUAUUUGAACUGUCUGGAGAUUUUUAGAUUUGAUUUUCUGAUUUGUCAAUACAAAUUAGAGUAAGAUGUUGACAGUAUAAACUGUAUGGUGGAAGCAUUUGUGCAAUGGGUGUGCUGUAUGUAUGAAAUCAAAUGUUAACAAGCCUUAAAAUUUCUGGUGAGAAAAGUACAAAGACUUGUGUUCAUAUUCACUAUCUACUGUAAGGUAAUUUAAGUGCAUUUAAUUGAUCUGCAGAUUUCAUGUAUUCAAGAAUUAUCUUAAUAUUUUAUGUUAGGUAAGUUUUUCAUUGGAAUUUUGUAGUGUUCAUUACAUUCACAAUGUUAUGGCUAGUUUUACAUCUGUAGUAAAAUACAUUCAUUUCAUAAUUUUUGUUUCUGAGAUUUCCUCUUGCCCGUUUCCUUCUGAGUUUAGAAGUUAGUCAAGGUUGUCCUUAUUUAUUUAGUUAAUUGUUGAAUAAGACCACUAAGUAUGAAAUGUCAGCAUUUGUUAUGUAACAUUUAAAAAGUUUAGCCCAAAAAAAAUUACUGAUAUUUGCACACUAAUUUGAAGUCAAUAUUUCAACAGAUUCAAAGUUCUGGAUAUUAACAGAAGUGCAGGUUUCUUGAUUUGGUUUGGGGAAUUAUGAUUACAGCCCAUUCAGUCCCUUGUGGGUGAAGGCAUCAAGAUUAGGUGUCAGACCAGUUGCAUAUGUUAAUGCGUUAAUUAGGGUGUUAUUAAUAUGCUGUUAAUAUUCAUGAAUUCUACUCUUAAUGCGUUGAUACUUUUUCCUUGAGCUGGUGACACGAGUUGAAUGUAGGAUUACCAGUACCGUAAAAUUUCAUUGCUUCAUUACUCUUGUUAGAUUUUAUCUACCAUCCUUCAAUGUUAACUAUUGUGGAUCAAAUAUAAUGUAUUUUGUUAAAUUACAUUUAUAGAUCAUAUAUUGGGAUAAAAGCUUGUUUUAUGGUACCAUUAGCUGCAGGAAGUUUUGCCAAGUGUCAAGGGGACCUUACCCAAGACUUCAUUUUUGAUCAGUACAAUUGGCAUGUACAUUGCAUGCACUAUUGAAACGAGCUGUAUACUCCCUAUUGAGGUAAUGUCUUGUUUUUGCAAAUCUGAAACGGGUCACGUUUAGAAUUAUGCAUUUUGCAGGGCAGUGAAGAAUGAGCAUUGAGCUGAGACUUGUGAAAUUAUUAACGUUAUAUUUUCGUGUAUUAUAAAUGUUGGGAGGAAUGGAAUGUUCUCUAUUAAGGUUAAAAGUUUUGUAACAUUAAGUGAUAAUGGGUCUUGCUGGAUGACAUCAUAGUUUGGGAUUAGUAGGUAUAAUUUUAUUUUCUGAGAAUGUAAAACCAAAACUUUUUAAGGUAUGUGAUUAAAGAAAAUAAAUAUGUUCGGAUGAUGAAAUCAUUUGAACAAUAACUACUUAAGUUUUGGGGAGACUGAUUUCUUUUUAAUGGAGGCAUAUUCAAAAUAAUGAUGCCACUGGAUUUUGGUACUUCAGAUAUGUUUCAAAUUUAAAUUCUGGUGAGAAAAAUGCUCAGUCCACUGUUGUUAUUUACGUUCAUUUUCAAAUCUAACGUAAGAACCUACUAAUAAUUGUGGCAUUUCAUGAUAUUUUCUUAUGGGUUUAUAAUUCCAAUACUAGAGCCGUAGGAAUUUCCAUCUUUAAAUGUCGAUAGACAUGUGAAAAAAAUGUCCUGGCCCAAAAUGGGUCUGAGUGCAUAUUUCACUCCACAACCAGCAGGUUUCCACUUACGUAUUAAAAAGACAUAACCAUGUAAAUUUUAAUUUAUGGCUCAUAUCACUACUAGUAAUUUCUUGAUUUAGUUGGUGAUUGAAGGUGCUGAGUAUAUGAAAUUGAGGCAAGAGAUUACAUAUAUUUCGCUACUUUCUCAGGUAUAUCAUUUGUGUCAAAUAAUAUAUACCAAUAUAAUAAUUUAUAUAGUGUCAAAAAGACAGUUAUUUUGCUGUUAAUAUGAAUUAGCUAUAUUCAAGUUAAAAUUAUGUCAAGGAAUGUGAGUACUUAUUUCAUUUUACUGCAUUUUAUUAGCAAAAACAUGACAAGUGGUAGUUGCAGGGUUAAGAACAUGGAAGUAACAAAGCACUGGGCAAGAUGUAAUGAAACUUCAUUUACAAUGAUUUCAUGGAACUAAUCCUAAGUUAAUGGAACACUUACAAUUAUUGGUAUUUGUUUUUUUUUAAUAAAAAGGGUUCCAUUUGAAAAUUGUUCUGAAAUAAUUGUGAUUGAUAGAAGAGUCUCAGGGUGCUGAAAUAUAAAUUUAACUUGUUUGUGAAAGACUUUUUUUAAAAGCUCAGAUGAUUUGCUGCAAAAUAGCAAUGUUCUUUUGCACAAUGGUUACAAUGCCAAGUGUGAAAUGUGUGUAAACUGCAACUUGGUACUCAGAUCUGCUUGUCUUUCAAAUUGCAAUUCAAUUUGCACCUCUCAAUGGACUUAUCAGAAAGGGAAAUAAAAUUCACAAUCCAACUAUUUGGUCAUGAGCUUUUGGAUUCUGCAAUAAAACUGAAUCAUCCUUCCCCGCGCUUUUUCCAAAUUUUGAUAAGCGCCCUGUGUAAGUGAACUUUUUACGAUUGAAGCGGACACCGUUUUGAGUUCUCGUUGAAAUUUUGCCGACGACGGGGUGGGGAAUAUACUAAGAUUUAUUUAACCAUGCAAAUGACGUAACUCAUCUGUUCACGGUUUCAUCCAAUCGGGAGCUUGAACG
This is a messenger RNA of Gryllus bimaculatus (two-spotted cricket), 4471 nucleotides long. The record is from the annotation of a GenBank genome assembly. NCBI's taxonomy places the organism in Eukaryota, Metazoa, Arthropoda, Insecta, Orthoptera, Gryllidae.